GAAAGUGAAAGUGUCGGUUGUUGUGAGGCAGGGGACAGAAGCUGGGACAAUUCCCCCCCAGACGCUUCCCCAAACCUGGCAGCUGGAAACACCAGUCCCAGGAGGGAAGAGCACUUGGGGAUGGAGGGACACGGCCCCUUCGUUGGGACCCUGCGUCCAGCUGAGACAGAGGAGACGAACCAUUCCUCACGCACACCCAGCAGGCGGCUCCAGGAGCUGGAAUUACAGGUCCCGAGCUAAGGAAUUGCACCCGAGCGUGAGCUGGGCUGCGAGGUCCAGGAACCGGGACCUCCGGUGAGGAACCAGAAUGAACGUGGGGCUGAGGAGCUGUGUGAGGCUGAUCUUCCACUUCCUGCAGGGAACAUGGUACAUCCUGGUGCUCUGCAUCCGAACUCGGAUUUGGCCGAUAUUCUUGUCCUUCACCAGGGGUUUGAAGGAUGUGGUCAAGAGGGUCUGGAGAUUGCUAUUAAGCCAAACACAUCAGAAACUGGUGCUGUUACUGCUGCCUGCAGCGAUAGGGCUCGCAGUAUUUUUCUUUCCUCAUGGGACUGUGAAUUAUGAAGCUGGAGAACCAGACCCCUUAAGUGUCGUCGACCUCCUAAGAGUGCAGGGUAGACUAGAAGCCCAGGGGAAAAUGACUGAUAAUCUGAGAACCUGCAUGGACCUCGCCCUGCAGGAAUUCAUGAGAGAACCUCCAAGCAUACAGGACAAUGCCCAGAUGCUGAUCCAGUGCAGAGGAAGGGUGUUGGAAUUUAAAUCCGGAGAUGGGAAACAUGAGAUCUACAUAUAUUACCUCAACGGGGAACCCCGGUAUGACGUGAAAGAGCCAAGAAUGGACGUGUAUCUAUCCCGGCUGCACUCCCACCCGGAACGGCUGAGUGUCGAGAACCUGCUGAAGGUGCAGAACCGACUGGAGGCCGGAGAGAAGAUGACUGAGGUGCUGAGACGAUGCUUUGAACUCACCCUGGAGAGAUUCCCCAAGGAGCCGGUGUGCCUGCAGAACAACGCCCGGCUGGUGAUCAGCACCAUGGGAAUGAGGAUGGUCUUUCUCUCUGGAAGAGGGGAGAAUGAAAUCAACGUGUAUCCCGACAACACGGGGCUCGUUCAGUAUGUGGUCAAAGUGCCGGGAUGGUUGGCCUGGGUAGCCAGGAAUAAGGUGAUCAUAGUUCUUGUUACAAUCCCAAUCUUCAUUUGCCAAAUGAUGAUCUAUCAGAAAAUUAGGCAACGUCCUUAAAAAACACUUAGCUUUAGAAAACUACGUCCACCAAACACUGAGUCCUCUGUCUCCAACCAGACAAAUUUCAAUGUUGCCAACUCUUGCGACCACAAUAUAAGGAGUUUUCCUCAAGGCCGUCUGCCAUUUAUCGGCUAGCUGAGAAUUUCAACUUCCCUUUAAAGUACAAAGUAAGUUUCUAGCUCUUACGGUAGCUGAGAGAGCCAUGGGAAUGAGACCACUAGUGGCUCAAAAUUUAGAAAUGGCAUAAACAGAAUCCAGCACAAAUACAAAACGGGGAAUGCCUGGCUAGGGGGAAGUAUUUCAGAAAAGGAUCUGGGCGUUAUAGUGGAUCACACAUUGAAUACGAGCCAACAAUGUGAUGUAUGUGCAAAAAAAAGGCUAAUAUUCUGGGGUGUAUUAACAGGAGUGUCCAAUGUAAGACACGGGAGGUAAUUGCCCUGCUUGGCACUGAUGAGGUCUCAGCUGGAGUCCUGUGUCCGGUUCUGGGCACUGCACUUAAAGAAAGAUGUGGAUAAAUUGGACAGAGUCCAGAGGAGAGCAAUAAAAGUGAUAGAAGGUUUGGAAAACCUGACCUAGUGAAGCAAAUGCCAAGACAUCUAUUGAUUUCAGGAUGUGCUGUAACAGCUCCAAAUGCAUAUUACAAAAACAUAUACACAUUAUUCCCAAGGGCUAGUCAUCGGAUGCCUGUACAUGACAAAAUUCAUUGCCAUAGAAGCAAUGGCCAGUCGUACAUCAAAAUCCAACACACACUCUUCCAUUCUGAGCAUAGUAACUAUGUAUUGACCAAGCGACAUAUGGUGAUUGUGGUACAUACCUAGUUUCCAUGCAAUCCACGGCUCCACACGCAUGUUCCAUUUGCUCUUUCGUGCUGUUCCAGCUACUUUGCAAGUACAAUUAAAAGAAUAAAAACCUUUACUUAAAAGAAACAAAACACACCUAUACUAGGCGGAAUAGUGAAAUCUGAAAGAGAGUAAGUGAAAAGGAUGGAUUGAUCCUACAGAGAUGAGGAUAUAGAUCGAUAUGAAGAGAAUGUGAGAUGUAGGUAUGAAGACACCAAGAAGAAUAAAUUAAUAAUAUGGAGGGUGCAAUAAAUGAGAGAGAAUGAAAGCCUGAUAUAGAUAGACAAGAAGAGAACAACAGUGAUCAGAUAGAUUGGUGUGGAGACACUGUGAUAGACAGAUAUGAAAAGAGAGUGAGAGAUUAGAUACGUACGGAGAGAGGGACAAAUUAAGAGAGAGAGAAAGUUAGAUAUAUAAAGAUACAAAGAGAGUGUGACAGACACAGCUGAGCAUAGAAACAUGAGAACAUAUAAGGAUGGUGUAAGUGACCAGGGCGUAGUCGGUCUGGCCUAGUGUUCACAGCUGGGCUGAGGUCUCCCCACCAUGGACAGGAGUCACCAGGGCAGAGCAGGAGGAAUUGCAAGGCCAGGUCCCAUAAACAAGAGUCAGGGUGAGGCCGGCUACCAGGUUAGAAUCCAGGGGGAAGAAUUAGGGUCAAGUCAGGCUGGAGUUAGAGACCAAAGGUCGGCAGAUGAGGUGAAGUCCAGCAGGCCAUGAGCCAUGUGGUUGCUCAAACAACUUCCUGGGCUUACUCCUGGGGUUAAGUAGGGGCACUUGGCCAAUCAGAGGGUUGCAGGGUCCUGUCAAUCUGGGUCUUGUGGGCAGUACUUCCUGCAGUGCCUACUCUGCACAUGCUCCUUAGCUAUACUAUCAUAGGGGCUCCUGAUGGCAGUGUGGGACUAUCAGCCUCCCUCAAGCUCUGUAGAUGUGGGUUCUAGUCCCCAGGUCCCCAGAAAUAGAAGGAACUGGGAAUAGCUGGGUACCUGAGAAUAGAUUAGGCUGUCUCUUUGCUCCAUGAAAAUUAUUCCAGACCAACAUAGGGUGUGAAUUUAAAGUAAAAUAACUCUGUCUGGGGA
Malaclemys terrapin pileata is the source of this 3152-nucleotide messenger RNA. RefSeq lists its product as uncharacterized. Lineage: Eukaryota; Metazoa; Chordata; Testudines; Emydidae. Bases 308 to 1234 code for a protein of 308 amino acids. The record is from RefSeq and is a predicted model, not a curated record. The transcript has 3 exons.